Molecule: messenger RNA, 1254 nt
Organism: Aphanomyces astaci
Lineage: Eukaryota; Oomycota; Saprolegniomycetes; Saprolegniales; Verrucalvaceae
Exons: 1
Coding region: 17-1162 (381 amino acids)
Biological process (GO): regulation of glucose metabolic process; protein phosphorylation
Cellular component (GO): mitochondrion
Molecular function (GO): pyruvate dehydrogenase (acetyl-transferring) kinase activity
Source: RefSeq, a predicted model, not a curated record
UUUUACGCGAAGCACCAUGGCGAUCCGUACGAAGCCGUCGACAUCGUCCUUGUCCGCGGCAAUGCUGCCGCGCAUCAUGGAGUACGCUGGGAAAUCGCAGACGGGUGUGACGCUGCAGGAAUUUCUCAAGUUCGGUAGCCACAUCUCGCCCUCUAAGUUGAUCCACAGCGCCAAGUUCCUCCAUGCCGAACUGCCCAUUCGACUCUCACAUCGCGUGAAGGAUCUCGACACGUUGCCAUACGGCCUCUGCCAAAUGCCGUCCGUGCAAUUGGUGAAAAAGUGGUACGUGAAGUCGUUCGAGGAGCUCGUGGCGUUCCCUCGUGUGCGAACAAGCGAAGACGAGCGCGCGUUUGCCGCCCUCGUCGAGUCCAUCUGGGAACGGCACAAUGGCACAUUGUAUACCAUGGCGCGCGGCGUGUACGAACUCAAGAAGAGCAUGCUAGCAUCUCGAUCGGCGGGGAAGCCAACGCUUUCCCUCUCGGACAUGCACGAUCUGCAUACGUUCCUCGACAAGUUCUACCUAAGUCGCAUCGGAAUUCGCAUGCUCAUGAGUCAACACAUUGCGCUCCACGAGCGAGAAAAUGGGUGGGUCGGGUGCAUCUGCGAGUCCACGUCUCCUGCUGAAGUCGCGCUUGCCGCCGUCCACACCGCGCGGCAUAUGUGCAUCCGCCAAUACGGCGACGCGCCCGAAGUUGAGCUCCACGGCCACACAGACUUUGUCAUGCCGUUCGUCCCGAGCCAUCUGCAUCACAUGCUCUUUGAAGUGCUCAAGAACUCGAUGCGGGCCGUGGUCGAGUUCCAUGGUGUGGACAACCCGCUGCCGCCCAUCAAGCUCGUCGUGGCGGACGGCGACGACAACGAAGACGUCAGCAUCAAGAUCUCGGACGAGGGCGGCGGCAUUCCGCGGAGCGCCCUCCCGCGCAUCUGGAGCUACAUGUACACCACCGCCAACGAGCAGGCGUUCGCGAGCCUUGAAGGCGACACCCCUAUGGACUUUGGCGGCGAGUCGCCGCUGGCGGGUCUGGGCUACGGCUUGCCCAUCUCGAGGCUGUUUGCGCGGUACUUUGGCGGCGAUUUGCAGAUCAUUUCCAUGGAAGGGUACGGCACCGAUGCAUAUCUCCACCUGAAGCGGGUCGGUGAUGCGUCCGAGCCGUUGCCGUGAGAUACAGUCUGGACAAACAAGUUGUAGUGUACAUAUGGUGGUGGUUGCGUUAAUAUUAAUAAUAAUACUCGAGAUGAUUUAUUUCCACGGAA